AAUCGCGUGUGAGCCCCGGGCAUGCCCCUAACCAAGAUGGCGAGGGCGGCCUCGGUGAGGGCAGGCUGAUUCAACACCCGAGCCCGCCGCGGACAGCCCAGGCAGUGGCAGCGGCGUGGCCCGACCAUGGAGGAGGGCGGCAGCGCGGGCAGCGGUGGCAGCGACGGCAGCACCAGCGGGAGCGGCGGGGCGCAGCAGCGGGAGCUGGAGCGCAUGGCUGAGGUGCUGGUCACCGGGGAGCAGCUACGGCUCAGGCUGCAUGAAGAGAAGGUUAUUAAAGAUAGAAGACAUCAUCUCAAGACCUACCCAAACUGUUUUGUCGCAAAAGAACUGAUUGACUGGUUGAUUGAGCACAAAGAGGCUUCUGACAGAGAGACUGCAAUUAAACUCAUGCAGAAAUUAGCAGACCGGGGCAUUAUUCAUCAUGUGUGUGAUGAGCAUAAGGAAUUCAAGGAUGUCAAGCUCUUCUACCGCUUUAGAAAGGAUGAUGGCACCUUCCCGUUGGACAACGAAGUGAAGGCCUUCAUGCGAGGCCAGAGGCUUUAUGAGAAGCUGAUGAGCCCUGAAAGCACACUCCUGCAACCCAGGGAAGAGGAAGGUGUCAAAUAUGAGCGCACAUUCAUGGCAUCUGAGUUCCUGGAUUGGCUGGUCCAGGAGGGUGAGGCUACCACAAGGAAAGAGGCAGAGCAGCUGUGCCAGCGGCUUAUGGAGCAUGGCAUCAUCCAGCAUGUGUCCAACAAGCACCCAUUUGUGGACAGCAAUCUUCUCUACCAGUUCAGAAUGAACUUCCGUCGGAGGCGAAGGCUGAUGGAGCUGCUCAAUGAGAAAUCUCCCUCAUCCCAGGAGACGCACGACAGCCCCUUCUGCCUGCGGAAGCAGGGCCAUGACAAUCGGAAAUCUACCAGCUUUAUGUCCGUCAGCCCCAGCAAGGAGAUCAAGAUCGUGUCUGCAGUGAGGAGGAGCAGCAUGAGCAGCUGUGGCAGCAGUGGCUACUUCAGCAGCAGCCCCACCCUCAGCAGCAGCCCCCCUGUGCUCUGCAACCCUAAGUCUGUGUUAAAGAGACCUGUCACGUCAGAGGAACUCCUGACACCUGGGGCUCCCUAUGCUAGGAAGACAUUCACGAUCGUGGGUGAUGCUGUCGGCUGGGGCUUCGUGGUGCGAGGAAGCAAGCCAUGCCACAUCCAGGCUGUGGACCCCAGUGGCCCUGCCGCUGCGGCGGGAAUGAAGGUGUGCCAGUUCGUGGUCUCGGUCAAUGGGCUCAAUGUACUGCACGUGGACUACCGGACCGUGAGCAAUCUGAUUCUGACCGGCCCACGGACAAUUGUCAUGGAGGUGAUGGAGGAGCUGGAGUGCUGAGCAGGCGCACCCCGGCCCCCCGACCCCCUGAAUGGCCGGGGCAGCACAGAGCAAUGCAAGGUGAAGACCUCCUCCCACUGGCCGCCUGUGGACAGACAGACAAGUGUUUUCUCUGCACAUCCACAUCUGAGUCUGAGUUGAUACACUGUUUGAAGGUGGAAGACCCGGGUAAUGCAUUUUUCAAAAAGAAAAAGAAAAACACGACUUAUGUCAGUGUAGAAAAAAAAUGGAGAAACAGAAUUUUCUUGCAAGGUAGAAUCGCCUUACUUGACUUCUCUUGGUAGUUCGCCUUGUUUUUUUUUUUUUUUUUUUUUUUUUUUUUUUCCAAUCUUAGUGCACAGAAAAUUGUUGAAAAACCUCUCUAGCUCAAACAGCCGCAUGCUACAAUCUCCUUAGGAGUCUACAGACUAGUUAUCACAGACUUCGAGGUGGCUUCUCACCAAGAUUAGCUGUUUAUAAGAGACUACAGAGUUCACCAAGCUUCAAAUUAAAGCAACAUCCAAAAUGUUAUAUGUUAAGGAAGAUCUUACGAAGGUUUUAAAGCCUUCAACUGCUUAAAAGCCAUCAAAAAAAUUACUUUCUUAAUUCCUGUCUUUCGUAUCAACUUUUAAAAUAUUUUCAAUGAUGGUAUUACUUAAAAAACAAAAACUUUCUGAUGAUGUGGGUAGGGUAGAUAGGGAGAAAAUAUUUGAAAUGGUUUGUUCUGUUUUCUCUUUCUGGGUCUACAUUAUUUGGUUUCAUCAAUCACCGGGAGCAGCUUUCCAGAAUUAAUCUGAGUUAAAUGUCAAAUCAGAGAAGGUUGUACAUACACAUGUAAAUUCAAAGUCAAGCCUUCUGGCAAGAUUUCACUUUGAAGUUGGCCCUUUUGAAGUGAAGUAUUCUAGAACUUGGCCCAUAUGUGACAAAACUUGAAACUCUAAAUUGCCUAAUUGGCCUGAAUUUUUACUAGCUGUCUAGUGUACCAUGUUCUAAUUACAUGAAAUGCUGCUUAUUUGGUGGGAAUUUUUCCCCCCGAAUCACUCUCUUAUGUUGUGACUUUUCAGCUCACUUGUCUAUAUGCAUAUAUGCAUUUUUGUUUGUUUGUUUUUUGGUCUAGUAAAGAAUGCAUUUGGGGAUGUGGUUUGUAGAGAAAAUUCCUCAAAGUGCCAAAUCAGGGUAUCAGAGAACGCAAAAUCCCUUAUAAUUUAAAUAAUGCAUUCUGACUUAUAUCAUGUGUUAAAAGAACAUAUGAAUGUUGUACCUCAGCCAUUUUUGUGAUAGGUUAUCAUGUUGGUACUGGUAGAAUGGACAUACCAUGCUAAAGAUGUGACGUAUAUGUUUGGGUGAUCCAGCCUUUCUGAUCUGUAGUUUUAGUCAGAGACUAGGAUUCUGAAAUAAUCGAGACCGCCCAAUGUUACAUUUGAAAAGAGCAUCGCCUCUGUAUGUAUGUGUGUUUAUACUGUUUUCCAGGCUCUGUGCUAUGACAUUUAACAUAUAGGAUAUUGUUAAUCCUCAACACAAGCCUGAGGGGUCAGUAUUAUCACCCUCAUUUUUCAGAUAUGGAGAUAAAAUCUGAGCAAGUUUGCAAAUGGCCUCUAAGUUCACACCCCUGCAAGAAUUACUCCAUGACAGAACCCGGAUUCAAACACGGGUUUAUGUCAUGCUAAAGCCCAUGUUACUCCACCUCUGCCCCUGCCCAUUUAGGGACCUCCUGUGGAGGCUUUUGCUGUACCAGAUGCUCUGCUAAAACUACAUGUUACUUCUCCUUUAUAACCUGUAGGGUCCUAUGCUCAUUGUGCCCAUUUCCAAGUUAAAGACCCUGACUCCUGAAGAACUUGUACUCGAGGCCAAGCAAGUAGUAAGUGGGAAACCUCACCAUUCAGCAUUUUAAGUUAUUUUUUGAAACAUCUUUAAAAGAUGAGUCUUAAAUGCUUUCUGUCCCCAGGUAUUCAUUCAUUGACAAAAGAAGAGAAGACACACUUCUGGGGAGUGUUAUCUUCCCACAUGCUCCUUGUACAUUUUACUCACAUCCUAAUAUCCCUUCUUGGGGACCCUGGCAUAAUACCCCUUUGGCAAUCUGAGCACCAGAGAGCGCCUGUCUGUCUGUUCCACACAGCUCCAUGCCUGUGAGAGUUCUUUGACCUAGAGAGUAUGUUGAUAUCUUUGAUCAAAUGAAUAUUGAGGUGGAGGAAGGAAGGAAAGAAGAAAGGAAGGGAGAAAAGGAGAAAGGGAGUGGAAAGAGAAGUGAUAGGGGGAGAGAGAGAGGAGAGGAAGGAAGAAGUGGAGGGAUGAAUUAUUUGCUCCUUGGCUGCCAUUACCCUCAGGCCCCUUGCCAGAGAAUUCUACUUAAGGUCCAGAGCAUGUGGCCUUAGCGACCCCUCCAGCCUACCUCUGACACUGUCAAACUAUAACUGAAAUGAGUGCUCCCUAUAAUCAUCACACGUAUACUUUAAGUAUCUUACAUUUUAAUUAUCAACUAUACUUCAAUAAAGCUGAGGGGGAAAAAUGAAAGACCUUCUCCUGCUCCCCAAGGAGACCCAUCUAGCUCCCCCAGCCUUUGCAUUUGCAGUUUCUCCUCCCUGCAAUAUCCUUCUUUGCCGGAAAUGCCCCCCACCCCCACCCCCAGAAAUCUUUGCCAACUCCCUAGCUCUAGGAUUGAUGCCCCUUCUUUAAGUUCUCAUGGAUGGACCCUGAUGCACCAGUUCUCUGGGGUCGGCCAUAGCACCACAGACACUUGCUCUGAGACUGUGCUGUCCACACCCAUCUCCAUAACUGCAUCUGCACAACAGACACUGUCGGUGCCCUGUGAACCACAGCAGCCCUUCACCUAGAAGUUCCUGACAGAGUAGUAGGGGUCCACUACCCCAUUGCUCUUCCAGGAACCGCCCCCAAAAUGUGCUAUACCAACACUGGUUUUUUGCUGGGGAUCCCAGGGGUGAACAGUCCGGGUAGAAUUCUGCCUGGAGGAUCCUCUUCACUCCACAUAUUUCUGUGGUCAAUUAGCAGGUCAGCUGGGGGUUGACUUGGGAUGAUUUCAAACAGGGGUCCCCCAAGAGUGCUUGGAAGAUUAUUGCUGUAGCAAUUUGUUGGCAAAAUCACAAAACUAGCCCACAACCAAGAGGUGGGGAAACAAGACUCCUUUUUUAUAGGAGGAGCUACAAAGAAUGUGUGGCCAUUUUUAAUCUACGUACUCACUGUUUUUUGAAUAAAUGACCAAGAAAUAGCCUGGUUAUGAAAAGACUUCAGCUAUCUAGAUGCGAGUUACUGACCAACCUCUGGGUAGCAGCCUAGUGUGAAGUUGUGAAUGAAGCCUUGUGCUUCUUGACAACUCCAAAGUCAAAAUCUUAAAAUAGAGGCUAACAGAGUACAGAGCUGUCUUCUUCCCCUCUGGAUGGUGAGGACACUUCAGGUAACCCAAACUCUCCAGGGACCUGUUGUCGAGCAGAGCAGUGCAUAGUGUUUUGUGUUUUUUUUUUUUUUUUGGGUGGGGGGUGCGGUAAAAAUAGACUGUGGACUUUUGUGGACUCAUUACAUGCAGGUGAUGGCCUGACCCUGUGAAGGUCAAGGGCAGAUGAUCUAAUUGAUUCAAGACUUGGGUGGUUAAGUCACAUCACAUACAAGAAUAAGUAUUUUGUGUAAUAUUUCAACAGUUGCUUCAACUAUUAAAAAUAUUCUCUCUUAAAUGUAGCACCAAGAUGUAGUCUACAUUAGCAAUAAGCAAUAUUUCUAAGAGCUUUUAUUUCAUGUCUGUGUCUGUGUGUGUCUGUGUAUUGUAUGUGAGGUUUAACUCACUGAGAAUCUCUGCAAUGGCUUGCUUUGUUUUCACAGAGCAUACUUUUGAAUUUUUAGGUGUUUGUGUAAGUUUUAGUGAUGGAAAUGGGAGUAGGUUUUGUUUCUUCAUUAGCAUAGUAUGUGAUAUCAGUGCAAAUUUAAAAGCCAUGUUUGCUAAUUCUGCUGUAGAGGAAAAAAUGCAAUUGACUUUUGGGUUGGUAUUAUUAUCUGAUGUUUUGCUAGUAAUCUCUAUAAAAUAAUUGUAUAAACUGAUAAAGGGACUAGUUGAGAAAUGGAUAACUUGAAGAUAUCCAUGUUUGAGUAGAUUAGAUGUGAUCAACUUCACACUAUCCUAUAAAAUUCAUCGGAGUAGUAAUUGAUUUAAAAAUCACUGUUUUCAAUUCAAAAUAGUUUCACAUUUCCAAAUACUUCUUUCUUUUGAAUAUAUGUGAGAAUAAUCUGCUUUUAGGAUCUGUUUUAACUAAUGAUAUUAGUUAUUCUCUCCUAUUGAAGGUUGAUCCUGUUUCAUUUUGAUUGUAAAUGAUCAAGUAAGUCUAGAACAUUUCAGUUUUAUUGACUGUUUAGUCUAUUGAUGCCAUUGACCGUGGUUUUACUCAUUUAAGAUAGACUUUCUAGUGUAAUGUUUUUCUUCAGUUCAAUACCAAAAAGACAAAUCUGCAGUGUGCCAAAAUGAAGUUCAUCAAAGUUAGCAUAUAGUAUUGUCAUCUGCACUAAUAUAUGUGUUUAAUAUGUUUGUUUUUAAAUUCUGUUGAAAUUUAUUUUCUCCCCUUCUUAAAAAUUGUAGCCAGUGCUUAAAAUUAUCAUGUGAAAAUAGAUCAUAGAGCAUGAAAUAAAUGUUAAAAAUGUAAAACAAUGACUUUAGGAUUUCAGCUUUCCUAACUUUUAGAACAAAUUAGCCAUUUUUUGAUCCUGAAAGGGUUGUAUUGUGAAGAUGAUCUACCGACCUGAGAAAACACUCAAAACUCCUCUAAUUCUCUAAUGUAGCCCAAAGUGCCAUUUGUAAAACUAUGGAUGUUUUCUCAACCUCUUUUGCUUGAAAACAAAAGUGCAUUAAAAGUUUUUUCUUUAUUGUGUUUGAUUUGGGAUCAUUUUUCUGUACUCAUUCCAGUAUUGACGAGAGUUAGGAAAUAGUCUACUUGCAAAAUCCUGUGUGGUUGUUUACCACACUGGGAAAACUUUUCUUUUUAACUAAUUAAGAAAUCAAUUACAUAUUUCAAUAUUUGCAGAGGGCAAGAUAAAGCCUGGGCAUUAGUGGUUAUUCACACUAUAUUCAAUAUUAACCAAAAGAACUUGAUGUUUUCUCUCAUUUAUUAACUCAUUCCUUCAAGAAACCUCACUGACUUUCCACAUGUAGCUGGAAACUACAUGUAGUUUCUAGAAAAUUAAAACUGGAUAGGCACAACCCUGGCUGGAUCCAGGUCAGCUUUCAAGGAAGUCACCUUUCAGCCUGCCUCCUAGAAGUCUUCCCUCCAUAGAAAAGGGGGAAUAUGAAACCAUCUUGUUGAAGCAGAUGGUUUAACACCACAAACCACCAUCCAAUCCAAAAACCUGAAAACCGACAACUUAUAUUUAGUUGUAUUCUUCCCAAUCCUGUUCCCCACUUUCCCUUACCCAAGCUAAUGACAAUGGUGAAUGUUACAUUUACCAUUCUCUUGUUCUUUUUGAUCUUAAUAUUGAUUGGGUUUUUUCAAUGGAUUUUAUUAAAA
Molecule: messenger RNA, 6833 nt
Organism: Talpa occidentalis (Iberian mole)
Lineage: Eukaryota; Metazoa; Chordata; Mammalia; Eulipotyphla; Talpidae
Gene: DEPTOR
Product: DEP domain containing MTOR interacting protein
Exons: 9
Coding region: 127-1356 (409 amino acids)
Biological process (GO): intracellular signal transduction; negative regulation of TOR signaling
Molecular function (GO): protein binding
Source: RefSeq, a predicted model, not a curated record